UAGGAGCAGAGCAGGGCAGCAGCCUCUCCAUCCAUCGUUCCGUCGUGUCGUGUCACCUAUCCUUUUUCUUCUUCCAGCAAACAUCCCAUGUAAGCAGCCAAAUCAACCCAACCCAUCGGCAGCGGAAGAUGAGAGCUCCUCCUCCCGCUGCUGCCUCACUGCUCUCGAGCUCUUCUUCUCCCUUCGCCUCGGCCCCGCGCCUCCUCCUCUCCUUCUCCCGCGCGCCCGCCGCCGCCUCCCGCCCGCCUCCCGCAUGCGCCGUCGCCCGCUCCGUCUCCGUCUCCGUCGAGGCGCCGGCGACCUCGGCCUCCGCGACGCCGCGCCGACGCCUCAUCCUCCUCCGGCACGGGGAGAGCGCCGCGGGGGGCCGCUCCACCAGAGAUCAUGAUAGACCACUAAGCAAAGCUGGAAGAGCCGAUGCAAUCAGUGUUUCUGAUAAACUUCAGCAGAUGGGAUGGAUACCUGAGCUUAUUCUAUGCAGUGAUGCUACUCGCACAAAGGAAACUCUUAAGAUCCUGCAAGAGCAUGUUCAAGGGUUGUCUGAAGCAGUGGUGCACUUUAUCCCAAGUUUCUACUCAAUUGCAGCAAUGGAUGGUCAAACUGCAGAGCACUUGCAAAAGGCAAUCUGUGAAUAUUCUAGUGACGACAUCCUAAGUGUCAUGUGCAUGGGACAUAAUAAAGGAUGGGAAGAAGCAGCCUCUAUGUUUUCUGGUGAUUCGGUGGUGCUCAAGACAUGUAAUGCUGCACUGCUUGAAGCUGCAGGGAAAUCAUGGGUUGAGGCUUUUUCUCUGGCUGGCCUUGGGGGAUGGAAGCUUCAUGGAAUUGUAAAGCCAUAGAUUGUUGUAACUAAAAACUAGAUGCAAUUUUUGUUAGCUGAUUCUUGAUUCUUAUUUUGCCUCGUGUACCAAGUUUUUACAUGCCAGUGAAGAUAUUAACGUGGAUAGAUACAUGAGCUCAAUACAUUUUUCUAUA
Molecule: messenger RNA, 972 nt
Organism: Phragmites australis (common reed)
Lineage: Eukaryota; Viridiplantae; Streptophyta; Magnoliopsida; Poales; Poaceae
Exons: 5
Coding region: 129-836 (235 amino acids)
Source: RefSeq, a predicted model, not a curated record